Molecule: messenger RNA, 1892 nt
Organism: Bombus terrestris (buff-tailed bumblebee)
Lineage: Eukaryota; Metazoa; Arthropoda; Insecta; Hymenoptera; Apidae
Product: pupal cuticle protein
Exons: 6
Coding region: 52-1038 (328 amino acids)
Source: RefSeq, a predicted model, not a curated record
AAGGUGUACCACGGACCGUUCGACCAGCAGAAAAGCAUCAGGUCGUGGAUCAUGGCUAACAUGAGGCUCCUCCUUCCUUUCUCGUGUCUCGUCCUCUCGGCGUCCGCCAUUCCAGGCUACACGGCCUACGGGGCAGCGUACCACGGUCCUCCAGCACCCCUGGCUCACGAUGGAAGGGUGGUCGACACACCGGAAGUGGCUCACGCCAAGGCGGCUCACCUAGCAGCUCACGCAGCCGAAGCUGCCAAAGCUGCUCCGCUCGGCUACGGCGAUUAUUCUGAUGGAAAAUACGAAGACUACAGCGGCAACUACGUAGCCGCGACUCAGAACAUCUACCACGGUCCGCCCGCACCCUUGGCUCACGAUGGAAGAGUAAUCGAUACACCGGAAGUGGCGCACGCCAAGGCUGCGCAUUUGGCAGCUCACGCUGAACAAAUUUCGAAGAUCGCUCACCUCGCUUACGCUGACCCUUACCCGCAGCCACAUUGGGGUUGUGUAUCAUAUAAUGGAAGGGAGGGUUCUUUUUCGCUGGAUCGACCUGCGCUGAGCUUCGACAACAUGUUCCGAUAUAUCAUUCUGGUUUCUAUUAUUUCGAGCGUGGCCUACUGUACGCCACAGUGGUACGGAGGAGCCUAUGGUGGCCACGCGGCUCCAGCCCCAUUAGGAGCAGAUGGACGAGUCGUAGAUACUCCAGAAGUUGCUCAAUUGAAAGCAGCUCAUUUAGCUGCUUUGGCUGAUGCAAAUGCGAGGGCACCCAAGGGACCUGGUGUUGCCGGUCCUUACCCCGGCCCUGCUGGUUCCUACGCACCUGGAGGCUAUGCUCCGCAUUACAGUGGACCACCAGCCCCUCUCGGACCAGACGGCCGCGUGGUAGACACACCGGAAGUGCAGCAAGCAAAGGCAGUCCAUUUCUCCUUAUACAAUGCGGAGGCUCAAAAAGCUCCAGCCGGUCCAGCUGCUCCUAAUCCGUCAUGGAAUCCUGCGGGUGCUCCCUGGAAUCCCUCCUGGAAUGCUGGGAACAAUUGGAAUCACUAUUAAACUGGCGUUGAUCGCCGCAGAAGAAGAAUCAAGCUGACAGAAAAUAUUCACAUUCGUCCAUUGUUAUCGAUGAUUCGAGAGAAUUGAAAAAAAUCCCCUCGAGUCAUCGAAUUUCAACUACCUCCAACAAGUUUUUUCCUCGACAAUCAACGAAAUAUUUCUCUCGGAAUUUUUCUGUAACGUCUUCCGUAUCCUGAAGCUUUCUUCCUUCUAGCUGUCUCCCUUUUCUGUGAUUCUGUGUUUCAUCUACCUCUUGAUUGUCUGUUUUUCGCUCGGAUCUCAACGAAUUUGAAUAUCGUUAAAAAUUAGAAAUUAUCGACUCAUCAGAUCAUAUUACAGAGACGAUAAGUUUGCUUAAUAGAAUUUCAUACAAGUUUCGUACAUUUUUAAUACAAUUAAAUGCAAGUUAAAAAUUGUUGUUGAACUUUGAAAAAUGAUGUAUGCAAAUGUGCACGGAAAGCGAAAUCGACACGUGUGUUUAUCGUCGAAUGGAAAUGAAAUAACGGUGGUCUGUACCGUUACAGAUAUUAUCGAGAUAAAAAUGUCCUCUUGUCACAUUCCUCUUCAAGGUGAUCUCUUCAUCGCUUUCGCACUCGUUAGUCAAGGAAAGUUUGCGUUUGCGGGAGAAUUAACCUUUGCACAUGAACUUUGCACAAUUCAUAGAUAUUAUUCAAUGCUAUCGUGUUUUCCUUCCCUUUUUUUAAAUAAUUACAGCGAUACAUAUACAUUUGUAAAUUAUCGUGCGUGUACAUAACGGAGAAACGAUUGUAACAUGAAUGAAACGAAUAAAAUGCAGCGAAAUGUUUUGCUGAGACAAGCAAGAUUAAAAAAUCGCUCUUCUUAAUUGCAAGAAA